GUCGUCUAAAAUAUUCCAUUAGUUAGAAUUGAGAAAAUCAAUAAUGUGAAAUCGCAUUACUUACCGGCUCCCCCGGUCUCCCAUUACUAGCCACUUCUAUUAAACCCUUUCACGCCUUUCCACUUCAUUUCACAAAAACCUCUCCAAUUAAAACGAACUCCAUUUUCCUUCUCAGUUCACAAAAAAAAAUCAUGGGCAAGAUUAAGAUCGGAAUCAAUGGUUUUGGAAGAAUUGGCCGAUUGGUGGCCAGGGUGGCUCUACAAAGAGAUGAUGUUGAGCUCGUUGCUGUUAACGAUCCCUUCAUCACCGUGGAAUACAUGACAUACAUGUUUAAGUAUGACAGUGUUCACGGUCAAUGGAAGAACAAUGAGCUCAAGGUUAAGGAUGAGAAGACUCUUCUCUUUGGUGAGAAGCCUGUUACUGUAUUUGGCAUAAGAAACCCAGAGGAAAUCCCAUGGGCUGAGGCUGGAGCAGAGUACAUCGUGGAGUCAACUGGAGUCUUCACUGAUAAAGACAAGGCUGCUGCCCACUUGAAGGGUGGUGCUAAGAAAGUAGUUAUUUCUGCUCCUAGCAAGGAUGCACCUAUGUUUGUUGUUGGUGUCAAUGAAAAGGAAUACAAGCCAGACCUCAACAUCGUUUCUAAUGCUAGCUGUACUACUAACUGCCUUGCACCUCUGGCAAAGGUUAUUCAUGACAGGUUUGGAAUCGUUGAGGGUCUUAUGACUACAGUUCACUCCAUAACUGCCACCCAGAAAACUGUUGAUGGACCAUCAGCUAAGGACUGGAGGGGAGGAAGAGCUGCAUCAUUCAACAUUAUCCCCAGCAGCACUGGAGCUGCAAAGGCUGUUGGAAAGGUGCUACCAUCAUUGAAUGGAAAGUUAACAGGAAUGUCUUUCCGAGUUCCAACAGUCGAUGUCUCUGUGGUUGAUCUCACUGUGAGGUUGGAGAAAGAAGCCACCUAUGAUGAAAUCAAGGCUGCUAUCAAGGAGGAGUCUGAAGGAAAAUUAAAGGGAAUUCUUGGAUACACUGAAGAUGACGUGGUAUCUACAGACUUUCUUGGGGACAACAGAUCAAGUAUCUUUGACGCCAAGGCUGGAAUUGCUUUGAGCAAGAACUUUGUGAAGCUUGUUUCUUGGUAUGACAACGAAAUGGGCUACAGCACACGAGUGGUCGACUUGAUUAAGCACAUGGCAUCAGUCCAGUAAAGUGGCAGUUCCGAGUAUGAUGGUGCGUUACUGAGCAUAUUUAGAAGAGGAAAAAAGCUUUAGAAUAAAGUAAAAUGAGAAGCUGUUUGACGAGUUUGGAGGUGGCUGUCUGUUUACUAUUGUAUUUUCAUUUGGGGUCUCUUGUUGGAUUGUUGUUUUCCCCAAUUUUCAAAUGUGUCUGCAAAACUGUCUGGAUAUGUUGUUUUGUCUUGCUAUCAAUGUAUAAUAACGUUGGACCCGCA
This is a messenger RNA of Solanum lycopersicum (tomato), 1447 nucleotides long. Its product is annotated as glyceraldehyde-3-phosphate dehydrogenase, cytosolic. Lineage: Eukaryota; Viridiplantae; Streptophyta; Magnoliopsida; Solanales; Solanaceae. Gene Ontology annotation, biological process: glucose metabolic process; glycolytic process. The record is from RefSeq and is a predicted model, not a curated record. Gene Ontology annotation, cellular component: cytosol. Gene Ontology annotation, molecular function: NADP binding; glyceraldehyde-3-phosphate dehydrogenase (NAD+) (phosphorylating) activity; NAD binding.